Molecule: messenger RNA, 550 nt
Organism: Ceratosolen solmsi marchali
Lineage: Eukaryota; Metazoa; Arthropoda; Insecta; Hymenoptera; Agaonidae
Exons: 2
Coding region: 77-550 (157 amino acids)
Source: RefSeq, a predicted model, not a curated record
AAAAAGUAUAAUUUGAGACAAUUUGUACAUUAUUGGUAAAUGUAUUUUUAGAAUGAAGAUAUAAGAUCUAGUAAGGAUGGCACAUAAUGGCAAAUCAGAUUGUCCACCUGUCGAUCCUCGGCCACCUUACGACGAGGUCAAUCAUCAAGUAGGUUCGAUUAAUCUGUCGAUUAAGGUUCCUAAAAAUGUUGGUCGAUUAAUAAAUGUGGAUGCUCCCAAUGCCAAAGAUGACACUGCAUGCGCCAAGGUGAACGUGAUCCAGAAUAAAAUGCCGCCGGCAAAAAGCCCGGAACAGGAGAUACUUUUGCUGCACGCUACCCGUUAUAUUAUGAACGUCGAGGAAAUGCAGAACACCUUAGAGCUUGAAUUGAAGAUGCCGCGGAAUUAUGAGCCGUACCCAGAGCCGCCGCCGUUUAAAAUCCUCUUUCAGGAUAAUGAAAAUGAGAAGGAGGAUAGUGUGAAGGACGAGCCCGAAGAGAGCCCGAAGAAUCAGAACGAUAGUGAAUUUAAAUCCAAAUCUAACUGUUGUGCGAACAAAAAGAAUAAAUAA